AUGCCGAGCCUGAACCUAUGUCUUGCUCCAUUUCUCAAGUCACCAACCCACCGAAAUUCAGAACCAUUGUCAUCAAAACAACACAAGCUCGAACGUUUCAGCGUCCCACAACUCCACAAAACAAUCUCAACUCUCGACCUCACGGACGAGACUACCCCUCACAAAAAACUCAUAAACUCCUCUCUUCUCCUUAAAGCAUGCAUCAGGUCUCGUAACUUUGACCUUGGUAAACUCCUUCACCACAAGUUAACCGAGUCACAACUCGACCUCGACUCGUUCCUUCUCAACUCGCUCAUUACCCUCUACUCAAAAUGCGGCGACUGGUACCACGCGCUUUCAAUUUUCCAAAACAUGGGAAACAAGAGAGACUUGGUUUCGUGGAGUGCCAUGAUGUCCUGUUUCGCCAACAACAACAUGGAAUCCGAAGCGCUUGUUACUUUCCUCGACAUGCUCGAAGAUGGGUUUCACCCUAAUGAAUAUUGCUUUACGGCGUCGUUUCGGUCGUGUUCUAAUGCUGAGUAUUUUUCAAUUGGGUGUGUGAUCUUUGGCUUUGUACUAAAGACUGGGUACUUUGAUUCAGAUGUUUGUGUUGGUUGUUCGUUGAUUGAUAUGUUUGUGAAGGGUGGCAAUGAUAUUGAAUCUGCACGCAUGGUGUUCGAGAAAAUGCGUGAGAGAAAUGUAGUCACUUGGACCUUGAUGAUUACUAGGUUUGCACAAAUGGGCUUAAUGGAUGAUGCUAUUGAUUUAUUCUUGAGUAUGUUACUAAGUGGGUAUGCACCUGAUAGGUUUACUUUAACUAGUCUCUUAUCAGCUUGUGCUGAGUUGGAAUUCUUGUCACUUGGGAAGCAAUUGCAUUCUUGGGUUAUCAGGUCUGGAUUGGCUUCUGAUGUGUGUGUGGGUUGUAGUUUGGUGGAUAUGUAUGCAAAAUGUGCUGCAGAUGGGUCAGUAGAGAAUUCUAGGAAAGUGUUUGAUAGAAUGCCGGAUCAUAAUGUUAUGUCUUGGACUGCACUUAUUAGUGGAUAUGUGCAAGGGAGUGGACAAGAAGAGGAAGCUGUCAAAUUGUUUUGUGAAAUGGUGCUUCAGGGUCAUGUUGCACCGAAUUGUUUUACUUUCUCUAGUGUCCUCAAGGCUUGUGCAAAUCUUCCUGAUUUCGGCUUUGGCGAACAACUUCAUGGCCAAACAAUUAAAUUGGGCAUUUCUGCAAUUAAUUGUGUAGGGAAUGCUCUUGUUAGCGUGUAUGCAAGGUCUGGAAGAAUGGAAUGUGCUCGCAGAUCUUUUGAUAUUUUGUUUGAAAAGAAUUUGAUUUCGCGCAAUAAUACCGGUGUUGCUGCAGAUGGGAAGUAUUUGAAUUCUGAAGAGGCCUUUGAAUAUGAAAUUGAGCGCAAUGGUAUUGGAGCUAAUUCUUUUACAUAUGCAUGCCUCUUAAGUGGCGCUGCUUGUGUUGGUACAAUUGGUAAGGGGGAACAAAUUCAUGCCCUAGUAGUAAAGGCAGGAUUUGGGACCAACCUAUGCAUUAAUAAUGCCUUGAUCUCUAUGUAUUCCAAGUGUGGAAACAAAGAAGCUGCUUUGCAGGUCUUUAAUGACAUGGAGAAUCGCAAUGUUAUAUCUUGGACCUCUAUCAUAAGUGGUUUUGCAAAACAUGGAUUUGCUACAAAAGCAUUAGAGUUGUUCUAUGAAAUGCUUGAAGUAGGUGUAAAGCCUAAUGAGGUCACUUAUAUUGCGGUUUUGUCAGCUUGUAGUCAUGUUGGUUUGGUUGAUGAAGCAUGGAAACACUUCAAUUCCAUGCGUUAUGACCAUGGUGUUGUUCCAAGGAUGGAACAUUAUGCAUGUAUGGUUGAUUUGCUUGGCCGAUCUGGAUUGCUUUCAGAAGCCAUUGAAUUUAUUAACUCAAUGCCUUUCGAUGCUGAUGCGUUGGUGUGGCGUACAUUCCUUGGUUCUUGUCGGGUUCAUCGUAACACUGAGCUUGGGGAGCAUGCAGCAAAAAUGAUUCUUGAAAAGGAACCUCAUGAUCCAGCUACCUAUAUAUUAUUGUCAAACUUGUAUGCAUCAGAAGGGCGGUGGGAUGAUGUGGCAGCCAUUAGAAAAAGCAUGAAACAGAAGAAAUUGAUUAAAGAAGCAGGUUAUAGCUGGAUUGAAGUUGAAAACCAGGUGCACAAAUUCCAUGUAGGGGAUACUUCACACCCCCAAGCACAAAAGAUAUAUGAAGAACUUGAUGUAUUGGCUUUAAAAAUAAAGAACUUGGGUUAUGUCCCAAAUACAGAUUUUGUUCUUCAUGAUGUGGAGGAGGAACAGAAGGAACAGUAUCUGUUUCAACACAGUGAGAAAAUUGCAGUGGCAUUUGCUCUUAUUAGUACCCCCAAACCAAAAACUGUAAGAGUAUUUAAGAAUCUCCGGGUUUGUGGGGACUGCCAUAUGGCAAUAAAGUAUAUAUCAAUGGUUACUGGAAGAGAGAUUGUGGUGAGAGAUGCAAACCGAUUUCAUCAUAUCAAGGAUGGGACAUGCUCUUGCAACGAUUAUUGGUAAUCCAUAUACAUCCAAUUGAGGACUUCUUGGCCUUAGUCACUGUAAAUUUUGAGGGGUUAGAUCCUUAUGCAAGAGUUAUUCACUUUCUUGCUGCUCAUACUGUACAAAGGUUGUGAAUAUGGAAACUACUAGCUGAUUGCUAAUGGCUGACAGACAUUUAUUAUUCCAUCUCAGUUUUCUAAAUAUUGAGGCUUGAUGCUGGUCUAUAGUCUAUACCAUUUAUCUCUUCUAUUGUUUUUCAUGGAUGUUCUUCCAAAUAUUGUGCUAA
Gastrolobium bilobum is the source of this 2791-nucleotide messenger RNA. RefSeq names its product pentatricopeptide repeat-containing protein At3g49170, chloroplastic. Lineage: Eukaryota; Viridiplantae; Streptophyta; Magnoliopsida; Fabales; Fabaceae. The record is from RefSeq and is a predicted model, not a curated record. Gene Ontology annotation, molecular function: zinc ion binding; RNA binding; protein binding. Gene Ontology annotation, biological process: RNA modification. The transcript has a single exon. Bases 1 to 2523 code for a protein of 840 amino acids.